Molecule: messenger RNA, 1406 nt
Organism: Vitrella brassicaformis
Lineage: Eukaryota; Vitrellaceae
Source: the annotation of a GenBank genome assembly
AUGAGCAAAGAGACGCGUAAGCAACACAGGAAAUCCGCAGCCAUCAGAAGUACCAUGUCUCGGCUGUGUUCUUCGUGACCAGUGUCGUCAGGCCUGCCGGUGCUGGAGAGCUUCUGGGACAAGUACACCUACAUCAAGGUGUACGAGGAGGACCUCCGCGGCUUCGGGCACGAGACCAUCGUGUCGUUCCGCAACUCCGUGUACUCGGACGGCCCCACCCGAAGAUUCCAGCUCGACAACUUCCUCGCUCAGCUGCAUCGCGACCGGUCCCUCCCCUACGAUAAGAAGGUCAAGAAGAUCAAGAGCUUUAGCUACCUGUACCAGACAUUCUGUGACCUCUACGUCAAGAUACACAAGUAUCUGAACGUCAUGGCUGACACAACUCUACACACCAGGGAGGAGGUCGAAGAGAGACUCACCACAGGCAAUGAGGUGCGUGAUCGAUUCAUGCAUUGCAUGAUUGAUAUUGACACAAACGCAGACAGACAGAAGGACGGGGGCUCUAUAUUUCCGCUGCUGUGCUGUGUGUGUUGGAUGUAGUUGGAGGCUGGUAUUGCGUCCCACCCGCAGGAGUUCGAGGGCCACAUCGCCAAGUCUGGCAUCCCGCCAGCCGGCGGCGAGGGGGGCGGCGUGAGGCCGACGGUGCCGUCCAUGUUGAUGCAGUCGCUGGUGCCGUUCCUGGUGAAGCUGACGUCAAGAUGGCCUCCGCCAAUGUGAGCGACCGCACCAGAUACCCACACAUCAAUCAGGUGAGUACCUGCAAUGCACGCAAGGCAGGCAAGGCAGGCAUGAGGAAAAGCUGGAUGGGUUGCCGUUAGAUGGACCGACUGGCGUGUGGGCAUGGUGGUUGUGCAGUUGUAUGACGCAUUGACUGGCCAAGGGGGCCAUCCCGAGGUCGUCACUUACGCCGAGAGCGUCGACACGGGCAUCUUCUUCAAGCGCCUCUUCCCGCGAACCAAGACCAGGAAGGUGGACUCGGACGAGGGCAGCGACAGCAUCGAGGACAGCGACGGUGACGAGUACAGGUACUUUGGCUCCUUCAUCCGUCGGCUGCCCUUGAGCAUGGCGCCGCCUUGCCCGCCCGGCGGUGGUGUGAGCAAGCAGGCCCAGAAGAGACACCCGACUCAAGCUCGACAAGAUGCGUGGCAUCGCCCGUCAGAAUUUGCAGGACUACGCGGCCAGCAUUGUGAAGGCACAGAGUGCCGGCACUGGGGGCGCAGGUCAGACAAGCGAUGAAUGAGGGGGUCGGAUGUGCCUGGUUGUCUGUGUCCGUUUGUGUGUCAGGUGCUGAUGGUGUCAGGGGGGCCUCUAGUCCGUCGCCGCUUAGUGCCCUCGACAACCACACCAAUCCACUGCCAUCGACUGCCGCUCCAACACUCUUCGCUGACCCUGCUGCUGCCUCGUAA